Messenger RNA from Frankliniella occidentalis (western flower thrips), 1281 nucleotides. Its product is annotated as enoyl-CoA delta isomerase 2. The record is from RefSeq and is a predicted model, not a curated record. The transcript has 7 exons. Lineage: Eukaryota; Metazoa; Arthropoda; Insecta; Thysanoptera; Thripidae. Bases 185 to 961 code for a protein of 258 amino acids.
CUCACCUCUUGUUGAUUUGAAGUUUUUUGCAAAGUUAAACAUUUAAUUAAAUUAUAUGUAUUAGUAUUUUUGAUACUUUUCUUGCAAUCAACAGGUUACUUUAUUUUGAGUGGUGAAAAUUGCAAAACUGGAUAAGCUGACUUGCAAAUAUUUUAUGUACAGAACUUCAUAAUAAUAAGCAAUCAUGUAUAGGACUUUGGCAGUAUCAGUAAAGAACGGAGUUCAAAUUAUUCGCUUGAACCGUCCUGAGAAACGUAAUGCCAUAAAUACUGAUAUGUACGCAGAAAUACCUAAGGCCUUACAGGCUGGUGCAUUAGAUGAUAAUGUUGUUGUAACAGUAAUGACGGGAACUGGAGACUACUAUUGUAGUGGUAACGACCUUAAUGGUUAUCUCCAGUGGGAUGGCAACAAUUUAGAAAAAAUAGUCAAAGAGUCAGCUAAGAACUUACAGGCUUACGUUCAAACAUUUAUCGACUUUCCAAAGAUAUUAAUUGCUGUUGUCAAUGGUCCAGCUGUGGGGUUGGCCACAACAACUCUUGCAUUGUUUGAUUUGAUCUACUCAUCUAAAACAGCUACAUUUUCUACUCCGUUCAUCGCAUUGGGUCUAACCCCUGAAGGUUGCUCAUCCUAUACAUUCCCGAAAAUAAUGGGCAGUACAAGAGCAGCUCAGGUUCUACAUUUUGGUAAAAAACUUACUGCUAAUGAAGCAUUGGAAUGGGGCUUUGUAUCGGAGCUUUAUGGCCCUGAGGAAGGGAGUGCCGUUUGGGAUAAGAUUUAUAGCAUUGCUCAGUUACCAACUAAAUCUCUCAUAUACAGCAAGAGGCUUCUUCGUUCACAAGAUCAUGCUGCCCUUACAGUAGCAAAUCAAAAGGAAUGUGAACAAUUAAUGGAGCGCUGGCAAUCAGAAGACUGUAUGAAUGCUGUCGUGAAAUUUUUCUCGCAAAAACGCAGUAAGUUGUGAGUGAUAAAAGCAAUGAAGCAAUGGCCGUCUGACCAUCAGCAUCAGCAAUGCAAGCAAUGAGAAUAAAACAAUCGAAACCUAAGGUAAAGACUUCCAAGUCAGAGUUCCUUGUCUGGGCCCUGUAUUCCAGUACAUCACAAUCAAAUUACAGGUAUUUCUUCUUUUCUUUUAACUUCCAUUACUAUAUGCAUAUUUUUAUGAUAUUCUAUGUGAGACAAUUGUACAUAAUGUGUCACAAUUUUAUUUGACCUAUCAUAUGUUUGUAAUUUUUGUUAUCAAUGUUCAUCAAAACAAUAAAAAUAUUUUCUUAUUGGGAAGAA